AUGGAGCCGUUGCAAGCAGAUAGCGUGCCGGAGGCGACGGCCCCGGACGACUGUGGAGCGCAGGUGGCCGCGGAGCCCUACUGGUCCCGUAACGGAGCCCUGAAUUCGACUUAUCGAUAUGUUACUGAUUGGCGGAGUGGAGUGUUUGCGCGGCUGAUACGGGCGACAGGGACCAAUCGAUUCCCAGCUCGUGAAAUCUUAUCAACGAUUAUGGUGGACAUCGCACCUCGUGUCAGAUCCCCGAUAUCGUAUCUAAAGAUAUCAUGA
Parnassius apollo (apollo) is the source of this 267-nucleotide messenger RNA. NCBI's taxonomy places the organism in Eukaryota, Metazoa, Arthropoda, Insecta, Lepidoptera, Papilionidae. The record is from the annotation of a GenBank genome assembly.